Molecule: messenger RNA, 2209 nt
Organism: Sinocyclocheilus grahami
Lineage: Eukaryota; Metazoa; Chordata; Actinopteri; Cypriniformes; Cyprinidae
Product: estrogen-related receptor gamma-like
Exons: 6
Coding region: 1-894 (297 amino acids)
Source: RefSeq, a predicted model, not a curated record
AUGGCCAGUUUUGUGGCUGAUGCUGUAUAUAAGUGUGGUGUGGUUGCUGUCGUUAGCAUUCUCGGCGGCGCUGCUGAUAAGCUAAAUAAUGAGAAGCUGAAGGCAGGUGUUCGGCUAGAUCGCGUACGUGGAGGCCGACAGAAAUACAAGAGGAGAAUGGAUGCAGAAAAUUCAGCCUACCUGGGGCUCACACUGCCACCGCCAGCCAAAAAACCCUUGACGAAGAUCGUGUCUCAUCUGCUGGUAGCAGAGCCAGAGAAGAUAUAUGCCAUGCCAGACCCCACCAUGCCCGAGAGCGAUGUCAAAGCGCUGACCACACUGUGUGACCUGGCCGACCGCGAGCUGGUGGUCAUCAUCGGCUGGGCCAAACACAUCCCAGGUUUCUCCAGCUUGUCUCUGGGAGACCAGAUGAGUCUACUGCAGAGCGCAUGGAUGGAGAUCCUGAUCCUGAGCAUCGUCUUCCGCUCGCUGCCCUACGAGGACGAGCUGGUGUAUGCGGAGGACUAUGUGAUGGACGAGGAGCACUCGCGGCUCACGGGCCUGCUGGACCUCUACGUGUCCAUCCUACAGCUCGUGCGCAAGUACAAGAAGCUCAAGGUGGAGAAGGAGGAGUUCGUCACGCUGAAGGCCAUCGCACUCGCCAACUCAGACUCUAUGCACAUAGAGGACGUGGAGUCGGUGCAGAAGCUCCAGGACGCCCUUCACGAAGCGCUGCAGGACUACGAGAGCUGUCAGCACACAGAAGACCCUCGGCGGGCGGGGAAGCUGCUCAUGACGCUGCCGCUGCUCCGGCAGACGGCCACCAAGGCCAUCCAGCACUUCUACAGCAUCAAGAUGCAGGGCAAGGUGCCCAUGCACAAACUCUUCCUGGAGAUGCUGGAGGCCAAGGUCUGAUUGGCCGCUCGUCGCGUGACAUCAUCGGGGCCAGAGACUGCGGAGGACAGCCUGAGAUGUUUUUAAAGACCUGGAAAAAAAUAAUAACUUGGUUUAAAUCAUAAAUAUAAAUGGAAAAAUAAUUUAAAAAUCUAUAACAAAUACUAUGUACUUGUACAGUGAUGCUUUUUGUUCUUGAUCUGUGCUUAUAUAUGAUGGAAGAAACUGUAAGUCAUUUCAGAGUGAGUAGUCAUUUUUUCGUUCCGCUAACUCUCUGUACGUGUCGCCAACAACCUCAGUGCGGCCCUCGGACGACGCCAGGACACCUUGAGGACUUGUAAAUAUUCAUGGCAGGAUUUGGCCGAGGCUGGACGUGGAAGCUGCUGCCGGUUCUUCCCUAAAUGUGAACUUGCUGAUGUCCUUGAAAAUACCUCUUCUUGAAUCCUGGGAGGACGAUGCUUGUGACGCGUUUAUCCGGGAUCUCAGUCAUCUUACUCUAGUAGCUCAGCAAUAAAUCGAGCCGACGGCGAGAGGACGAGGAGCGCCCACCUCUUGUGUUGCACUGUACUGCUUUUUUUAACGACUUGUUAUUGUUGUCGUUGAUGUUUUGGCCUGAAUGUAGUCGGUGGGUGGAGGGGACGAGGUUUCAAAGGAUUUACGACGCGUGGCAGAAGUCCAGGACUCUCCGUGUUCAAACAAUCAGAUGCCCGUAUGUCAAACGGCCUAUUUUGGGCUUGUUAAGCCACCGGCUGAGGAAACGAGGUGCCCGUCAUCAUCUGCUUUUAUAGCCAUGUAUCUGAAUGAAGGUGGGCGGCAGGUGCGGGUCUUUAUCACCAGCUUUAUUUUUAGGUCUUGGAAGACGACAGCAGAUUGAACUGGAGAGGUGUUUGACCUCAUGUUGACACAAUAGCAUCGCUUUGAAAAUGGCCUUCGAACUCGCCGUCCCUAUAAACAGCUUAUUACGCUUAGAUCCGCUUGACAGCAGACCGUUGUACGGCUAUUAGUCCGAGAUAUCCAUUAGGAAUAUCCCGAGAAGCAUUAGCUCUGAGAACGGCAGCAGUGUCAUUGCGUGGACUGGGACGUCGGCGUACGCUACUGAUGUCAUUUACUUGAAGUGAACUGUGGGCUGUCGGGAUGCAAUGCUGUGACUGAAGGAUCACAGGGUUUGAUUGUGUCCUGGGGUGCGUUUCCCAAAAGCAACUUUGGUCACCAACAUACAGUAGUUUAGCAAUUCUCAAGCUUGUGUGGUUGGAAGUACAACUUUCGACCUGCGGUUAUAAGCGUCUUGUUGGAAUGACGUGGACUUAAAUAGAUCAUGCUCAAUUUGCACAUUAAG